Daldinia caldariorum is the source of this 2865-nucleotide messenger RNA. RefSeq lists its product as uncharacterized. The record is from RefSeq and is a predicted model, not a curated record. Gene Ontology annotation, cellular component: cytosol. Gene Ontology annotation, molecular function: flavin adenine dinucleotide binding; FMN binding; [methionine synthase] reductase (NADPH) activity. Bases 581 to 2416 code for a protein of 611 amino acids. The transcript has a single exon. Gene Ontology annotation, biological process: homocysteine metabolic process. Lineage: Eukaryota; Fungi; Ascomycota; Sordariomycetes; Xylariales; Hypoxylaceae.
AAAAGAUUGAAAUACAGCAGAUCGACACCUGAACAAGAUAAUUUCUUAUUGACUGGACUGCUCUGAUUCUGCAGGGAACCUCGUUUGCUGUCACGAUAUUAUCGUGCACAUACACUCUCCUUCUUUUUUUCUUUCCUCUUUAAACUCUUUCUCAUAGUUGGAUUGAGUUUAUCCUAUUACUUAUUAUUCACAGUUUAUAUUGUUAAUCUCGGUUGAUCGCUUAACUUCGACAUAGUUUAUAUCAUAGUUAUAUAAACGGAGGUUCCUUUGUACUCCGUGGUGCAUUUUAGAUAUCACCACAACCUCUCUGUGAACCACCCCACAUUCCCGUUGUCUACUUCGAGGCGGCCCCCAAGGAAAUAUUCCUUCCUCGGCAACACGACGCGUAAAGAGGAAGAGACAAAAAAGACAAUUAUUUCCAAUUCCUUGAACCCCUGCCCCACCAAUCAAUUCCCCGACGAACGGUGUCAAGACUGUGGAUUUUGCCUGUCACAGUUUUACUCGUUUCUGGUCGCAGCGAAUUUAGUCGAAUAUUAGUACUUUUCAAAAAGCCGUACGAGAUCACCAUAAUUCGAUAACUAUGUCGGUUGGAGUCGAGCAGCUAGUCGACCCAUCGUCCGACUAUGUGUUUGAGGAAGAGAUUCGUACUCCUUCUAUCGCACCGUCCCUGACGUAUUCUGAAGACUCUGAAGAUCAAGAUGAACCCCAGGCACCAGAGGAAACUUCUCGAAGGCGACGUGCUUCUACAAGGCUAAUUGCACAGAGCCCAGCAGACGUGCAGAGGAUUACGGGAGAAUCUACGCAGCAACUACUCAACCGAUGCUGUGGUGGUGGAUGCUGUAUGAACGCACAGAAGAAAGAGCAAGGAGUCGAAUAUGAACGAGUUCCACUACCCGACAAUGACGCUUUCCGAUCUCUAGGCCUAAAGAUCGAUGAGAUACCUACUACCCUAACUAAGGUUGCGGACAUGCCUGAGCAGGUCACUUUCCUUCAGUCCAUUAGACGUGUCUCGAAUACCCCGUCGCCAACUGACUCGGCUGUGUCUUUCGGAAGUCAAGAUAGCUCUCCCACCCUUGAGACUAAACUCCAAAACCUUAGCCUCGAGAACCUCGAUACAUCCAUCCAACCUCCUUCUUUCGUCCAGCCUCAUCAUCCUUUCAAUGUCUUCCCUGCGAAAAUCCACAGUACCCGUGAACUGACGCGCCCCGGAGCUGAGAAGCGGACGUAUCACUUUGAUCUUGAUAUUACCGACUAUCCCCAUGGAGAAGGCGUCGACUUCAAGGUUGGGGGUGCCAUUGGCGUCUCUGCUCCGAACGAUACAGCUGCCGUGGACCAGGUCUUCGACUUGCUUUUGGUUCCGCGUUACUUGCGGGAUAAGCCUGUUCUACUACGCACUACCCGUGGCCGAUGGCCCACUGUUUGGGGCGAAGACAAGGCUCGCGAGCUAGUUACCACCCGACGGGAUUUACUGACAUGGUGUUCCGAUAUCCAAUCUUACCCGCCCACCAAGUCGCUGCUGCGAGUUCUAGCUGAACACGCUCUCGACCCCAACGAGAAGAAGAUACUCAUGUUCCUCUGUUCUAGCCAGGGGCAGGGCGUUUUUUGCGACUUCCGCACUGGCCCUCACAUCUCUCUUAGCCAGCUCUUGAGUGCUUUCCCCUCCGCUAAGCCACCUCUAGAUUUGUUGUUCUCGGUACUCCAACAACUGAUGCCACGGUUUUACUCCCUUUCCAACGACCCACACGAGUCCUACGGAAUCAGGGAUGGAAAGCAACACCGCCUUAUUGAAAUAGCUGUCACGGUUCAAGAGACUCCUGACUGGCGAGCGGGUACUCGAACUGGCGUUGGUUCUGGUUUCUUCGAACGUCAAUGUCGGAAAUUUUUAGAGCUCCAACGUGCGGGUGACAGCGCUCCUCAGCUAUAUAUCCCGAUGUUCAAGGGGCUUAUGGCGAACCCGUUAGCCAAGGAAUUUGUGUCAGAUGGGCCGAUGCUCCUUAUUGGGGCUGGCGUCGGCAUUGCACCAUUCCGUGGUUUUGUCCAGCACCGGUUGAAGAAUGCCAACUGUGCGAACAAGGUAUGGGUCCUGCAGGGAGUCCGAGAUGCCCUUGUGGAUGAGCUAUACGGUGGAGAAUGGGGUGUUCACGAGGAAAGAGUGAAGAAGGUUGUGCAGAGUCGACGCGGCGAGAGCCGUUAUGUCCAAGACGAGGUCAGCCAUCAAGCAGACCUUGUAUGGUCGAUCAUCAACUCGGUUGACGGACGCGUCUUCGUUUGCGGCAGCUCCAAGGGCAUGGGAGAAGGUGUCGAAGAGGCGCUUAUCAAGGUGGCUGUGAAGAAGGGCAACUUGAAAUAUGAGGAGGCCAAGAAAUUCUGGGACUUAAAGAGAGAAGUCGGACAAUACAUCACUGAGACAUGGUAACGACAGUGUUCCGCUGUCUUCCAACUGUCUAGACUGGGAGGGUGGACCUAUAAUGGGGAUAGACAUAUGGUCACUCGGCUGGUCUCAUAAAAUUCGGGGGACUACAAAAGUCUGUUUUUAUUAUUCAUAGCAUGCGGCGUUAUAAAAUGCCUAGAGGCUGGGCGUUUGCGCAAGCUAGGCAGGGCAGGGCAAGGCAGGUCAGGUUAGGUUAGGUCAGGUUCGAUUUACAGAGGGAGGGUAUUUCUUUUUCAAGUUGGCGGCUUGGAAGCCUGCAUGAGAGGAUGCCAGGACCUCCGUGUGUACCUAAGAUAAAAGCUGCAAGGCAAUGCGAUGCUUUACGCGAUGCAUUACAUGAUGCCUUUUCUGCCAAUGAAGGGUGAAACUGUACAUAAAGUUAUAUCGAGUACAUAGAUGAGUAAAUCACAAUAUCAACCAAGAUCUAAUGUGUA